UUGAGAAGUAUAUUUCGACAAACAAAAGCCAACUAUUAAUUAAAAAUUGUUGAUUAUUUUUUGGUUGAUUGUUAAAGUCAAUCAUUGAAUUUUAUCACACAAACAAGUCCUUAUUUAAAACGACCCUAGGCAUAAAAAAAUCAAUCGAAAUAGACAAUCAUACCCGCAUCACUGUAAGUUUUUAUUUCAAACCACUAAAGUAGUUUGCAUUAAUUAACAUUGAAUAUAAAAUUAAUUAACCAAUUGUAUUUACAAUGAUAGUCUUUGUUAUAAUAAAAAUAUAAAAUAAAGAAGAUGGCCGAUAUAGGAUGCUUACCCCCUGGGUUGAAAAUCAAUAUACUCUGGCAAUAUGUUCAGAACAAAAAGUUAAGAGUGGGGAAGAACAAAAUAAUAAAAAAAAAAAAAAAAACAGAAAAGACGUGAGAUAAAAAAUUCACAGACAUAUAAGUUUAGGGCAAAAAUAAACUCGUCUAGUCUGUAGUCAUUUUUAGUGCAAUCAUCAACAGUCAGUCAGUCAGUCACUUAGUCAGCAACAAUGAAUAAAAAAUGACAAAAAAGUAAUAGAAACAAGUGUAAUUUUAAAGAAAUUUUGUAGUUUAUUUAAAACGACAUGGAGAGAAAAAAAUAAAUUACACUGGAUUAAUUAUUUAUCAAAAUUUUUCUAAAGAACAUAAAACAUUAUGUCAGUUAGAAUGACGAGAUACAAGCAAGCUGAAUUUGAAGAUGAAGAUAGUAGUAGUAUUGGCUCAGUUGUUCUGAACAGUGAAGGCAUCAGUACAUCUGCAACGCAUAUAAGAUAUCACUCGGGAACAACAUUUUGGAGAGCUAGAAGUACAUUAGAAAGAUGUCUUUUUAUUAUUUGUGCUGGGCUGUUUUUUUUAGUGAUUGUCUUGAUAGUUAUUCUCAGCAUUAAACCAAGCUGGGAUGGAGCUCAAAUAUUGCACGUUACUUCAAACAGUGAAGAACGAUUGCAUUGUUUGACGGAACGAUGUGUAACAGCAGCUGCAACUAUUUUAAAUAGUAUAAAUCCAUCUGUUAACCCUUGUGAAAAUUUUUAUGAAUAUGCAUGUGGAAGUUGGAUUAAAAAAAAUCCAAUACCAGAUGGAAAAAGUAUGUGGGGAACAUUUGGAAAAUUAGAACAAGAAAAUCAAUUGGUUGUUAAAAAUGUUCUUGAAAAAUCAUUGACAGAUAUGAAAUCAGAAUCUGAAAGAAAAGCAAAAUUAUAUUAUACUUCAUGUAUGGAUGCAAAUGAAACUAUUGAAACUCUUGGAGCUCAACCAUUAUUAGAUCUUUUAGAUAAUGUUGGAGGCUGGAAUAUUUCGGGAAACUUUAAUAUUAGUACUUGGAGCUUACAAGAAAGUAUGCAUAUUCUACAAAAUAUAUAUAAUAUGGGUGGUUUUUUUUCAUGGGCAGUUAAUGAAGAUGAUAAAAAUAGUUCAAGACAUAUUGUUCAAGUUGAUCAAGGUGGACUUACUUUACCAACAAUAGACAAUUAUCUUAAUAAAACUGAACAUGAAAAAGUUCUUGUUGCUUAUUUAGAUUACAUGACUAAGAUUGGAGUAUUGUUAGGAGGAAAAGAAAUUGAAACACGACGUCAAAUGCAACAAGUCAUUGAGUUUGAAACAAAAUUAGCUGAAAUAACAACACCACAAGAAGAUAGAAGAGAUGAAGAAAAACUUUAUAAUCUCAUGACUGUUGGUGAUUUACAAAAACUUGCACCAUUUAUGUCUUGGGUUCAAUAUUUUCAAAAUGCAACAAAAAUUGUUUACAAAAGAAUAAAUAGCCGUACAGCAAUUGUAAAUUUUGCACCAGAGUAUUUCAAGAAAUUAGGAAAAUUGGUUCAAGAAUACAACAAAACAAAAGAUGGAAAAAUAAUACUGAACAAUUAUCUAAUAUGGCAGACAGUUCGAUCACUCACUGCAUUUUUAUCAAAGCCAUUUAGAGAAGCAUAUAAAGGUUUGAGAAAAGCUCUUAUUGGUUCUGAAGGAAAAGAAGAACAAUGGAGGUAUUGCGUAAGUGAUACAAAUAAUGUAAUGGGUUUUGCAAUUGGUGCAAUGUUUGUUCGAGAUGUUUUUCAUGGUAAAAGUAAAUCAAAGGCAGAAGAGAUGAUAAAUGAAAUUCGAGAAGCAUUCGUUAAAAAUCUAGUUAAUCUUGAUUGGAUGGACUCUGAGACAAGAAAAUCUGCUGAAAAAAAAGCAAAUGCUAUUACAGAUAUGAUUGGUUUUCCAUAUUUUAUUCUCAAUCCAAAUGAGCUUGAUGAACGUUAUAAAGAUUUAUUAAUGAAACCUGAUGAAUAUUUUUUAAACAAUAUAAGAGUUAACAAAUAUACAUUGAAGAAAAAUUUAGAAAAACUUGAUCAAGUUGUUAAUAAGACAACGUGGAUCAUGUCACCACCAACAGUAAAUGCUUAUUAUACACCAACAAAAAAUCAAAUUGUCUUUCCAGCUGGCAUUUUACAAAAUCCAUUCUACGAUAUGGGCAAUCCAAGUAGUCUUAAUUUUGGUGGAAUUGGCGUUGUAAUGGGUCAUGAACUUACUCAUGCAUUUGAUGAUCAAGGCAGAGAAUACGAUCUCCAUGGCAAUUUACAUAAAUGGUGGAACAAUGCAACAAUAGAAAGAUUUAAAAAUCGUACCGAGUGUUUUGUUGAACAAUACAGUAAUUUUAAAAGUCAAGGUCAUAAUAUUAAUGGAAGACAAACAUUAGGAGAAAAUAUUGCAGACAAUGGUGGACUCAAGGCAGCUUAUCAUGCAUAUUUGAAUUCACCAAAAAGUUAUCAAGAUCAAUUACCAUUGCCUGGUUUACAAUUGAAUCAUCGACAAUUAUUUUUCCUAAAUUUUGCCCAGGUUUGGUGCUCAGCAAUAACUCCUGAGGCAAUUGGACUUCAAAUUGAAAAAGAUUCACAUUGUCCACCUCAAUAUAGAGUUAUUGGACCACUUUCAAAUCUUCCUGAAUUUUCUACUGAAUUUAAUUGUCCAAAAGGUUCCACAAUGAAUCCAAUUGACAAGUGUGAAGUAUGGUAGACAAUAUUAAUGUCAAUAUUACAAUAAACAUUCAAAAUAAUCAUGUGACAUAAACUUAAUUUGAUUUACGGUGCUAAUAUAAUUUUUACUGAUAAUAAUUACUGUUAGCUUAAUAACAGUAUUUCAUUUAUAAUUUGAGGGACUUUACAGCUGUAUUUAUUUUGUUAUAAAUUGAAAAAUUUAUCAAUUUACAUUCUCAAACAUGUAUUUUAAUUGAAAUUGAUAAUUUCAUUAUUUGUAGAUUAUUAUUUUUUUGUUUAUCACAUAAAAGUGCUGCAUUAAAGCUAAAUAAACCAAAGAAAAAUCGAUAAAAGAACAUUUAAAAGUUAACAUUGAUAUUACUCUCCAAUUUAUUUUUACUAUACAAUUUGUUUUGGUCAUUUGUAUUCAUCUUUAAGUUUGGAAUUAAAUGGAGUUGUUUUUAUCAAAAUAUUUUUUAUGAAAAGUUAAAUUAAAUGCUUUUGUUUUAUUUUCAAUAUUAAAAGACUUUAUUUUUUAUUUUUGCUUCAAUAUAAUGUAUUAUUCAAAUAAUUUUCUAACAACAGUCGCACAAAAUCAAUAAGCAUUAACAUAUCAACCCUAUUUAUAAGUUUUAUUUACACUAAUUUUUCUAUAAAUUAAUUAUUUACAGAAUUUUUUUUAUCGAUCAUUUGUUUACUGUUUUUUUUUUUUGUUUUUUUCAUUUGAAAAUUAUUUUUUUUUAAGUCGAAAUUUGACUGAGUUUUUACAGUCUGUGAGCUCCACUCUAAAGUAGGAUUAAAUAUUAUAUAAUAAAAUUUAAUUAAUGAUUAUGCUUUGUAGCUUGAAGUUUAGUAGAUCACAUUUG
Molecule: messenger RNA, 3846 nt
Organism: Aphidius gifuensis
Lineage: Eukaryota; Metazoa; Arthropoda; Insecta; Hymenoptera; Braconidae
Gene: Nep3
Product: endothelin-converting enzyme homolog
Exons: 11
Coding region: 681-3020 (779 amino acids)
Biological process (GO): protein processing
Cellular component (GO): plasma membrane
Molecular function (GO): metalloendopeptidase activity
Source: RefSeq, a predicted model, not a curated record